GAGCUUGAGACGCGGAACGGAGCUUCUUGAUGUCUUCGAUGUUGGGUGUGUAGGUGCUCAUGCAGCGAGGGGUGACAGGCGUGAAGAGAACGCGGCGGGCGACGACGGACGUGGCGCGAUGUAGCAUCUUUUUGUCUGCGAAAUUCGAUUUGUGUCGAGUGGUGGUUUGGCCCCUUCAUUGAAAAGCGUUUUUGAUUGGCUAAAAAGAUGGAAUUUCUACAAGCAGAAGCAUUGCAGAAAAAAGCGCUUCGUUCCAGCAAGAUGGAGCUAUCCACGGUCGACAGCGCGCUGCGCAGUUUGCUUCGCCGUGAGAAUGUCCCUGCGUCGAUUGUCGAAGCUGCCAACGCCCUCAUGGAGAAGCCUCCUUCGGACGUCUUUAUCUCGAUGCUUCCUCGUUUCUUGGCAACGUUGGAUCCACCUCGCUGGGACGUGCUUGCGGUUGGGUUCGUCAUCGCAAGUGCUCAUGCGACGACGUUGGAUGCGCAUGUGGACACAUGGGACCUCGUGGUGGAAAAAUGCCACGCCAAUCUGGAGCACCUUGAGCCCCGUGUGCGACGACUCGUGGGCAAGGCACUCGGGUCGCUAUGUGCCGUGCGAGGCGUUGGCAUCUUUGAGGCAUUUCGCGACGAACUAUUGGACAUUGUCGAGUGCAAUAUCACACGAUCUCCAGAGUUUGAGGAAAUCAACGAAGAAGAGUACUUUUCGUACUUCGACACGUCCAUACCACUCGCGUCGCCCCUAUCGACACCAACAUCGCCCCAUCGCCUCGACGAUAUCUCUGGAUUCAAGAGCCUCGAAACAACCUUGCUCACGUUCAAAUCCAUGGUUCAAGGUCUCGGCCCCGCGUUCUUGACGGCAUUUGAAGCGAACGAGUUCGACUUUUUCCAUUCCAUCAUCGUACGAAGCGUCAAGCACGGAAAUCGCCACGUGCGCAACGUCGGCUUUGAAACUCUGCACGUUCUUCAUAAAUCUGUUCUCUCACCACGGUACAUGCUAAUGUAUCCGGGAAUUGGUCAUGGCAUCGUCGACUGCUUGGUGCGUGGCCUACAGGACCCUUGGAGCGAGGUCCGACUGACGGCCUCCCAAGCCACGCGCUCGUUCCUCCUGUUCUGCGACGCCUGCGACGAACGACCCCUCUUUUACCCGAAGCUUGUGCCGCGCAUGUGCUUGAACCGGCAUUAUGUGGCUGACGGCGUCAAAGCAUACUCUCGCGACACGUGGAUGAAAGUUAUGGGCGAGACUGGCCGCCAUGUAGUGGCGCAGUUCGCCGCCGAAUGCGUUCAGUGCUACGUCGAUGCUACGGAUGCCGACAACCCGUUCGUUCGCGAAGCUGCAUGCAUUUGUAUCGGGGAGCUUGUUGCUCGAGUGGACGCGGCUGCGAUUCGCCCACAUGCACUCGAUUUGCUCCGUGCGGCGCGGAUCUGCCUCCAAGACGAUGUGUUCACAGUCAGUGAUGCUGCAUGUGCCGCAUCAUCGCAAGUUGUUUUGUCUUUUCCUGUGGAAUGCCGCGAUUCGUUGCCGGCGUUGAUGAAAUGGUGGACAGUGCACCUGUCGGACGACGUUUGGAGCGUGCGCGAAGAUGCUGCGGUGGCGCUGGGAAGUCUCUUGCGCGCGUAUCCGACAGAUGAAGUCCUUCGGAAACAAAUAGCUGAUUUGGCGAAGACUUUCCUUGCCAAGGCCAAAGACCAACCUGCAAUGAGUCAAGCAGCGUACGACGCGCUUGUCAAGUCGGAAGUUGCGCACAGCAAUAAGCAACGCUUCUCAUGUUGCUCCUUCGAACCGCGACAACUCAAACGUACCACAGAUCAUGACUUAUGUCAUGGCCAUGACCCUGCUGCCAGCCAUGCGUUAUGGGCGUACACAGACGGCGCAAUUUAUUUGGUUCGAGAAAUGUGUGCAGCCAAGGAGUCUCAAGCGGAUGCGAUUGCGCUCUUCCCAGAUCUCGUGGACGCGUCAAUAUUGCGACACUUUCCCCAGGCGUCUGUCUUGCAAGAAACAUUGUGGAAGCAAUUGCCAGCCAUGGGCGCCGCACUUGGAAAGCCAUUGUUCAAGCGACACAUUGAAUUGUUCUUUGACCCCCUCGCCUUAACACUGCAAGGUACCUUGUCGCAUCAAGGACGGCAUAUCGACUCAUCUUUGGAUCGCAGGAACCCAUCGCCUGGCAAAGUUUGCCGCUGUCGAAUGCACCAAACAGUUAAGUCAGUUGAUCGGCCCAAGCAUCUUCCGCGGUCGCCUUGAAGCCAACAGCAUGUGGAUGGCAGAGAUCGCCCCGUACUUGGAUCCACAGCCUUAGUCCAGUACUUCCACCGCCGCGGUUGCUGCCAAAUGUGCGCAACGUCGUCUGGAGUUGUGUGAGGAGGGUAAAAUUUCGAAUGGAAUUGCGCGCGCAAAUUUUAAAUCAGA
Molecule: messenger RNA, 2403 nt
Organism: Aphanomyces invadans
Lineage: Eukaryota; Oomycota; Saprolegniomycetes; Saprolegniales; Verrucalvaceae
Exons: 2
Coding region: 208-2238 (676 amino acids)
Source: RefSeq, a predicted model, not a curated record